AAUGACGCGCCCGGCGUGGCGUAAUCGGCGUGCGCAGCUGCCUUUCGGUGUUUUGGUCCCCGCUCUGGGGCCGAGGGGGAGGCGUGCUGUGCAGUUGGCCGGGAUGUUUCCGGCUCUUGGAGCUGAGGAUGAAGAAGAGGAGCAGGCGGAGGAGGACUGUCCUGAAUUGGUCCCCAUUGGGACGAAGCUAAGAGAGGAGGAGGAAAAGUCUGGCCCCGGCGCUAAGAUCCCAGUCACAAUUAUCACCGGGUAUUUAGGUGCUGGGAAGACAACACUUCUGAACUAUAUUUUGACAGAGCAACAUAGUAAAAGAGUAGCUGUUAUUUUAAAUGAAUUUGGGGAAGGAAGUGCCGUGGAGAAAUCUUUAGCCGUCAGCCAGGGUGGAGAGCUGUAUGAAGAGUGGCUGGAACUUAGAAAUGGUUGCCUCUGCUGUUCAGUAAAGGACAAUGGCCUUAGAGCUAUUGAGAAUUUGAUGCAGAAGAAGGGGAAAUUUGAUUACAUACUAUUAGAGACCACUGGGUUAGCAGAUCCUGGUGCUGUAGCCUCUAUGUUUUGGGUUGAUGCUGAAUUAGGGGUCGACAUUUAUCUUGAUGGUAUCAUAACUGUGGUGGAUUCAAAAUAUGGAUUAAAACAUUUAGAAGAAGAAAAACCUGAUGGCCUUAUCAAUGAAGCUUCUAGGCAAGUUGCUUUGGCAGAUAUUAUCAUCAUUAAUAAAACAGACUUGAUUUCAGAAGAGGAUUUAAAGAAAUUAAGAACAACCAUUAGAUCAAUAAAUGGACUGGGAAAAAUUUUAGAAACACAAAGAUCAAGAGUUGAUCUCUCUAAUGUGUUAGAUCUUCAUGCCUUUGACAGUCUUUCUGGAAUAAGUUUGCAGAAAAAACUUCAACAUGUGCCAACAACACAGCCUCACCUAGAUCAGAGCGUUCUUACAGUGACAUUUGAAGUACCAGGAAAUGCAAAGGAAGAAAGUCUGAACGUAUUUAUUCAGAAUCUUCUGUGGGAGAAGAAUGUGAGGAACAAGGAUGGUGACUGCAUGGAGGUCAUACGGCUAAAGGGGCUGGUGUCGAUCAAAGACAAACUGAAACAGGUGAUUGUCCAAGGUGUCCAUGAGCUCUAUGACCUGGAGGAGACCCCACUGAGCUGGAAAGAUGACACAGAGAGAACAAAUCGAUUGGUUCUUAUUGGCAGGAAUUUAGAUAAGGAGAUCCUUAAACAACUAUUUAUAGCUACUGUGACUGAAACAGAAAAGCGGUGGACGGCACAUUUCAAAGAAGAUCAAGUUUGUCCAUAACACUAGAAGCAUUUCUAACCAAAGGGACUGGGUGAUAAAUCGGGAAUAAGUUUCCUACUGGUUAUAUGUCAAGCAUCUGUUCUUUGUGUUACUUCUGUUAUGAAUUCCAGUGUACUUUAGUGUUUAUUUAAUGGAACACGUAAAAUUUAGUAGAUAAGUACUAUAAAACAUUUGACAUUCAUACAAUAAAACGUAAUACCCUCUGAA
This is a messenger RNA of Felis catus (domestic cat), 1498 nucleotides long. It is a transcript of the gene ZNG1, whose product is annotated as COBW domain containing 1. The transcript is spliced from 15 exons. Gene Ontology annotation, cellular component: cytoplasm. The record is from RefSeq and is a predicted model, not a curated record. NCBI's taxonomy places the organism in Eukaryota, Metazoa, Chordata, Mammalia, Carnivora, Felidae. Bases 2 to 1291 code for a protein of 429 amino acids.